Molecule: messenger RNA, 1213 nt
Organism: Solenopsis invicta (red fire ant)
Lineage: Eukaryota; Metazoa; Arthropoda; Insecta; Hymenoptera; Formicidae
Exons: 3
Coding region: 246-1157 (303 amino acids)
Source: RefSeq, a predicted model, not a curated record
GAUCCUUGGCCGCAGUGUACACGGAGCCGCGAUCACGUUUUGUUCCUCGCCGCGAAUGGUACCGAUCGGCGCGAUUCUCGCGCGCACGCGGACGAAUGGACCGCGCGUUACAUAAUAAAAAGACCGAGUGAUCUACUUUGCCGAACAAGAAGGACAACGCGAUCCGCGGAUUUUUGCGGAGAGGAGGUGACGAGCGAGAACAUCCAAGAUUGGAUCCAAGAAGAUCGUAUGUUUGUUGCUUCAAGAUGUCGCGGAAAAUUAGCGUCUGCGCCACGUUGCUGCUCGUCGUGUUCGAGCUGACCACGUCGGCCAUGGUCCUGCCGAGGCCACCCUCGUCGCCUAAUCACAUUCACCAGGACCAGGAACUAUCCGCGCGCAAAUCUCUCGAGGGCAAGUCCUUGCACGGCGGCGUCUCGCGAAACACCAACGUGGAGAGACCUGAUACCGAGGACUACAGGCUCUUCGAGAUCGAGUUGCAGAGCGCGGACGAGAUGGACGCCGCGAAUCUGCAGGGUCUGAUGCGUACGAUGCUGAAGGAGGAGCAACGGACGCCGAACGAAGACUAUCCGCCGAAUCCCGAGGUGAUCCCGCACUCGAUCCUCGGUGUGCGAGAUAUAGGCCUGAGUCCGAACUACCGUUUGGACACCUUCGGCGACGACAAUCGCGCAUCGUUGCACCCGAAGCUGCCGAGCCUCGACGAGAAGCUGUACUACCUCAAGAGCGGUCGGCCCAAGGUCUACGUGAACGUGCGGGGAAACAGCGGCUCCUUCCGCAAGGACACCGUCGUCGCCCCACCGCCGUCCACGGCGACCCCGAGCAAGGGUGCGGUAGGAUACCUCAGAGUCACGCGACCCUUCGAAAGGCAGACCGAGUGGAAGACGCGGGACAAGAAGACUCGACCACCUAAGAAAUUCGAUCGUCGCGUCGACGGUAUUGUUCUGAGAAACGAGGAUAUCGCUAAAGCGAACGAUUACGGAGUGGACGAAACGUCGACCACAGAAAAUUCCAUGGUCACGUCCAGCGAACUACCCAAACAGAUACCCGCGCCACCCAGCAAAGGCCACGGACGGAUAUUGAUGGCGCAAACCACGCCUGUACAGAGGUAUCCGCUUAGGAGGACAGACAUCCUGCCGGGAUACGGUUUCAUCGAAGAAUAAAAUCAAGUAUCAGUAUAGGGGAAAAAAAAAAAAAAAAAAAUAGCUUUUCCGAAAAG